Messenger RNA from Schistocerca serialis cubense, 1596 nucleotides. RefSeq lists its product as uncharacterized. The transcript has 7 exons. The record is from RefSeq and is a predicted model, not a curated record. NCBI's taxonomy places the organism in Eukaryota, Metazoa, Arthropoda, Insecta, Orthoptera, Acrididae. The annotation marks the transcript as partial. Gene Ontology annotation, cellular component: membrane. Gene Ontology annotation, molecular function: glutamate-gated receptor activity.
UGGGUGCGAGGCUGCGGCAUCGCACCGUCGGACGCCGACCUCUUCCCAGACAAGCUGGCCGACCUCAAGGGGCGCGAGCUGGCCUUCGCCACCUUCCACUACCCGCCGUACGCCGUGCUGGAGGACUCCACCAGCACGCAGGACGGCAUGGAGACGCGAAUACUGCUGGAAUUUGCCAAGAAGGUAAACGCAAGUUGGCGCCUGACGGUGGACGCGGAGCACGAGUGGGGCGAGAUCUGGGACAACAACGGCUCCGGGAACGGCAUCCUGGGCGCGGUGGUGACCGACGUGGCGGACGCGGGCUACGGCGCGCUCUACCAGUGGUUCCACGAGUACCUAUUCCUGGACUUCUCGCGGCCCUAUAUCCGCACCGGCAUCACGUGCCUGGCGCCGCGGCCGCGCCCGCUGCCGGGCUGGCAGGUGCCGCUGCUGCCCUUCUCGGCCCACCUCUGGGCCGCCGUCGGAGCCUCCGUCCUCGUCGCCACCGCCGCGCUCUUUGCUGCCAGGAGGAGCUCCGACAGGAUGCUCGGGGAAGACACGGUACGCGCGGCUGCAGGCAGCAGGUACUCCACAGUGGAGGACUGCUUCUUCCGGUCUUUGGGCCUGCUGGUGCUGCAGACGCCGGACGUGGAGCGGCGCCACACACGUGUCGUGGGCCCCACGCGCCACGUGCUGUCCUGGCUGCUGAUCGCCUACCUGCUCGUCACCGCCAGCUACGGCAGCGGACUCUCCUCCGUGCUCACCGUACCAAAGUACGAGCCGCCCAUCGACAGUGUGCGCGACCUUUACGAGAGCGGCAUUGAGUGGGCGGCCACCCACGAGGCGUGGGUGUUCUCGCUCAGGGAAGCCACUCAGCCGGUAAUCACUGACCUUUACCACCGCUUCCGAGUCCACAAGGAGGACGUCCUGCACGCCAGGACCGUCGCCAGAGACCUCGCAUACUCCAUCGAACGGCUGCCAGCAGGGUAUUUCGCCAUUGGCAACUACAUCGACGAGGAGGCGGCGAGCAGGUGGCUGCGACCGAUGCGCGAGGACAUCUACUGGGAGCGGAGCAACGUGGUGGUCCGCAAGGGCUGGCCGCACCUGCGACACCUGGACGCCCUCAUCGACAGGCUGCUGGACUCGGGGCUUCUGCUAGCCUGGGAGGGGCAGCUGGGGACCUACACGUACCUGCCACCAGCACAACAGAUCCGUCAGGCGGGUUCCGGACCGAGCAGGGGCCAGCCUGUCGGCCGCCAAGCAGAGGCCAGAUCGCAGGAGCAGCCGCCAGGAGGCAUUAGAUACGCCGCUAGAGAUCGCAAAGUGUCUCGCCAGUGGAUGGCCGCCCGCGUGCAGCUGGCGGUGCAGACGGCAAUCUCGUCGUCCUCGUCGCACGCUGGAGACGGCCCAACGAAACUGCGGCUGGGACACGUCCAGGGCGAGUUCGCGCUGCUCAUAUUAGGGCUGGUGCUGUCUAUAAUCACUUUCCUUGCUGAGCUGCUUGUUUGCAAAAUUACUACCAGGAAUGUCGUCAGCGUGUAUCCGAGCAGAGAACGUCUGGCCCCGAACCGGAAACAUCGUAGCUCCAGUUGUCGCCAAGACAAGAUGUGGGCUUAG